Hordeum vulgare subsp. vulgare (domesticated barley) is the source of this 1034-nucleotide messenger RNA. Its product is annotated as putative F-box protein At1g47790. Bases 2 to 979 code for a protein of 325 amino acids. Gene Ontology annotation, molecular function: protein binding. The record is from RefSeq and is a predicted model, not a curated record. Lineage: Eukaryota; Viridiplantae; Streptophyta; Magnoliopsida; Poales; Poaceae. The transcript has a single exon.
GAUGGUGGUCAAUGACCAGAGAAAGAAGAAGGUGCCACAGAGAAAGCGAAGGACGAGGAGGCGGCAGACUAAACUUCCCUAUGAGGACUUGUUAGACGAGAUAGUGUGGGAGAUCUUAAUCAGGCUUCCCGUGGAAUCACUGGUGAGAUUCAAAUUGGUCAGCAAGGCCUGGCGCAGUAUCAUCUCGGAUCCUGUUUUUGUUCGUGCGCACCUCCAUUACUCCAAACAGAAACAUGACAGCCCGUUAUCCUUCCUUAUAAUCCCCCAGAUCUAUCUGGAACCGGAUCCUUCCCACAUUGUCUCCACCAACAUCCGCUUCUACCACUGCUCUUUACAACAACAACAACAACAAGAUGAUACAAUGAGUGGUAGUGCAAGCGCAUCACUCCUUUACGGGAAGCACUUCGAGGCCGGUGAGUUUGAGUUGGUGUCCCAAAUGGCACACUGCGAUGGCCUGGUGUUGCUACCCACCGACACCAACACCUACAUUUUUAACCCUGCCAUGAGAGAUGUCGUUGAGCUGCCAAAGAGCCACUGCAACAUCGUGCAAAAUUUAGUCGUUCCAAUUGGAUUUGGCCUUGAUGCUUCCACGGGUAGAUACAAGGUUGUACGCUCUUUCUACUAUUCCAUCUACCAUUCCAGCGAUUGCCAUCACACUGCAAUGGGAAUGGAAGUGUUCACCAUUAAUGAUGGCCAAGAUGGAUCUUGGAGGGAAACCUUGAUUCAUCCACCCGCCCUUAUCUUGCGUGCUCAGACUGCCAUACACUGCAAGGGAUGUCUAUUCUAUUACAUCGAUAGAAAAAGCCACACAUGCGCCACACGGGUGCUACUCCGUUUCAGCUUGUGGACGAAACAUUUGGUUUCACUCCAUUGCUUCCUAAUAUGUACACUCAAGUCGAAGAUGAAGAUAUCAUGGUCCAUGAACUCGAUGGGGAAUUAUGCGCUACCUUCUUUUCAAAGGUCUAGAGGCGAGUAUUGAUAUGGAUGACAAACGACAUCCAAGAUCCACAAUGGAAGUGUCAUCGUAUAAUCAA